GAUUCUUCUGUGAGGUGGGGGGAGGAUACUGUUUCGCUGUGACGUAAAUCAGCCUAAAUGCAAACCAAAUGCAGUGUUCAAAUUUUGGUUCACAAAGACAGGAGGUCGUUAAGACUAUUUCAUACCGGCACAUUUUAAAUUACAUUUAUAUUACAGAGAUAAUGGAAAUUAUUAUAGACCACUAACUGCUUUGAAUGUCAAAGAAACAGAUCUUAUGUUCAUAGAAGAUUUUUUGGAAGAUGAGGAGGAACCACCUUUGCUGUUCAUUUGUCUCUUUUCUCACAGUGCUGAGCUGGCCCAGUGUGCUGACUCUGCACUGUGGGAAGCAGGAGUACUUGAACAGAGAAGGUCGGUGUGCCCCUUGUCUUCAGUGUCCCCCGGGACAGGAGCCUGACAGGGAAUGCGGUUUUGGCAAUGGCCUGGGAGCAGUGUGUAUAGAUUGUGCUACAGGCACUUUUUCAGAAAGCCUCGACCUGGGUCCUUGCAGACCACACACCCGGUGUGACAAUUUAAAACACUACUUCUUGAGUUCCGGAACAUCAACAACAGAUGCAGUGUGUGGAGAGUGCUUAUCCGGGUUCUACACCACCACCAAUGAGCCCUCUUUUGCCAGUGAAUGUCUUCCAUGCUCCUCUGCUCCUCAGGGCACCGCAGGCUGUGAAGGUUACCAAAGCCCAUUUCUGAGAGUGCUGAGAAGUGGGGGGAAGAACGCUCCCAAACUCGUGGGCAACGGCAUUGCCAACACCUCCAACAUCAGCGUGCCCGAGGAGAAGACCACAGAGUAUGCCGUCUUCGCUCUGGUGCCCAUCUUCUGUGUGAUGGGGCUUCUGGGUAUCCUGAUCUGCAACAUCCUGAAGAAGAAGGGCUAUAGCUGCACGGCGGAGAAGGAGGGUGGUGACGUGGAGGCAGGAAUGGCUGAGAAAGAUGGUAACCCUUGUCCCUACACACUGGAUGAUACCUACGAAGAUACCAUCAGUGUGUUGGUGCGACUCAUCACUGAAAAAAAAGAAAACGCUGCUGCUUUAGAAGAACUACUGAAGGACUAUGAGAGUAAACAGAUCUCUGUCAGUAAAAAAUCCCUCAAAUUUCCACCCCUACCCCAGCUCAAAGCGAUGCCCAACCUGUGCCGGCACCAGCACCACCUGCACACGGUGCACGGACUGGCACCCCCCAUGGGCACCUGCUGCACCCGCUGCAGCCAGAAAAAGUGGCCUGAGCUCCUGAUGCCCAUCGACACUACAAAGACCACCAAAGUGGGCACCAAGAGUCACCGGCCGGGCGAAAUGGCCAUCCUCUCUGUGGGAAGGUUUCGGGUGGCCCAUAUUCCCGAGCUGAAGUCCACCCCCCUGGAGGAGCUGACCCCCCCUGAAUCGAGCGACACCGACUCCAUCGACACGACGCAUACAGAGCCUGUCGAGCAGAAAUCCCUGCUGGGGGGGGCCUCGACAGCAUGGUCCAAGAACAAGCGGCUCAAACCAGGAGACAGCAAGCUAGAGGACAGAAAAGUCAUCAUAAGGCUCGGAGAAGCUAAUCUUGUUUUUUGAAGGUAAACAACUGAAAGAAGAACAUUCGAAAGCUCUGAAGUAUUCAGCCAAUGUCUGUGUGCAAGGAAUGCAGAAAGCAAGAAGCCGAGAGGAAAGACCCUGUAGAGCACAUUGCUGGACAUCAAAAGGGAGGGGGUUUAUCCAGGGCCCGACAUGGAAGCGUUUCUGUAAUGUAUUUCAGAUGUAUUUCAAUAGAAUAACAAAUAAUGGGUCUCUAGUUUUAAAGCAGAGGCUUAUGAACAAAAUAUUUUAAUAAGAUUGUCGUUUUGGAUGUGCAUUUUAUUCUAAAAGCUGAACAAACUUGCAUGCAAGCCAAGCACAGUGCUUUAAAAAAAUAUAAAUAUAUAUAUAUAUUUUUUUGGCACAUUUUUGUAAGAACAUAUAACAAAAAAAAAAUGAAAUGAAAAACAUUUUUAGAAACAAUUUUCCUGGCCUCUUUGAAUUUCACUGGAAUUUUGUAAACCUGAUCUCUAGCACUAACAAGCUGAAGGGGUGUGGAUUUUGAUGAUUAAUAAUGUACUGUGCAACCAUGUAAGAAAUGGUUUGUAUCACUGAGGAAGUAUGACAAGUACAUGUCUGAAUCAACUACAAGAACACAUUGUCAAAUCCAGCGUUUUUCAACCGGAGGUCCCUGUCCAUGUUAUUGGGGGUCUGGGAAGCAAGUCCAGUUCAUUGUUCAUUUUAUUUAUAAUAGGUUAAAUAAUAAUUCAAAUUAACUGAAACAAAAAGAGUAAUAAGUUAUAACGAUUUAAGCAUAAAUGUGGGGAUCAUGCACUGUUUCAGGAAAAGACCAUGGUGAAAGGGAAGGACUGUUGCCGGGGAAACAGCAUUCGCGUCAUGCACAGUUAUGAUUAGGUAGCAACCAAGGACGCUUGCAAAAAUUAAAAGCUCCAAUUUGACCAUGGAUAGAUUUUUGAUCAAGCAAAAAAAAAAGUGAAUCUGCUCAACAUUAAAGCGUCAUUUGUAGACGAGUACUUGAAAUUACUUUUUCGUCAGGUGUGUUUUUAUUUGAUACACAGUAGUUACCAAUAAUAAUUUACUUUCUUUACUUUUUUUAAUGUUCUGAAUUGCAUUCCAAGAGCAUGCAAGAGUACUUUUCUAGGUCAGAUGUUAACCCCUUUGAGUGAGUGGGUGGGGGGGGCUAGUUUUAGUGACUUUGUUUCUAGGGGUCCACAAGUAUAUAAAAAGGUUGAAAACCCACCAGUCUAAUCAAUGUGUAAAGCAAGGUGGAACCAGCCUCAUUGAACAAGAAAGAAUUGUCAGAUAAAAUAUCAUAAGGGUUAACUUUUUCCACCAGCUUCAGUGCUCUGUUAGACACUACAAUGUCAGUUUCUGUGUCUACAUCCAUGUGCAGCGAAGUUUUCAUAGAUUUUAAAGGAUAAGUAUGAGUAAAGCGAUAAACCUACCUCCCAUUUUAGAUCAUUUUCAGAUGCUUAAGACACCUUUUUUGUGGUUGUUUUAAAUACCUAAACUGGGUUUCCUCAAAAAAACAUUCCCCUUUUAACAUGGCUUUGGGGAUUCUGAGGCAACUGUUUUUAUGUUUUCGCUUCAGGGGUUAGAAGCAAAACAAGAAUAAAAGACCAAGUAUUAAUGUCUCGCAGUGCAUACACGUAUACCUAAUGUUGUUGUCCGCAUUUUCAAUGAACUAAGCUGCUGACUUCCUUUUGGCAUCAUGGAUACUGAACUUAAAGGCUGGGUUGUCAGAAAUAUAAACAAAAUAAAGUGAUGUUUGAAAAGCUAUUACCUCACGUUGGCAGCAGAUCCCAACCUUAAGCCGGUGUUAAGUUUUUAAAAAGAAAUUGGGGGGGACAAGUUGAGGACAAUACCACUUUUUUGUGGGACAGACAUGUUGUUAAAACAGUUUACAAUAACAUCUUGUGUAGAGUUUACAAAGCUUUUUUGUUUGUUGUAUUUUUUUUAAGUUUGUGUUGCAAUGUUUUUGAAGUUACAUUGUUUUUCUCUUUUACUCUUGUAAUUUAUUGCUUGGACAUUUUUUGCGGUACUUUUUACUAUCUGAAUUUAAUGCAUUGUUAACCGAAAUGCUCACGGUUAAAACCUCAUCUCCAACCUUGUAGGCUUAAUUUAUUUUUACUAUUUUUUUCAUUUGCUGGAGAUUUUGUAUUCUUUAAGUAAAGAAACCAAUUACAAACCUGA
This is a messenger RNA of Acipenser ruthenus (sterlet), 3698 nucleotides long. Its product is annotated as tumor necrosis factor receptor superfamily member 19L-like. The record is from RefSeq and is a predicted model, not a curated record. The transcript has 12 exons. Bases 240 to 1544 code for a protein of 434 amino acids. Gene Ontology annotation, biological process: apoptotic process. Gene Ontology annotation, molecular function: protein binding. Lineage: Eukaryota; Metazoa; Chordata; Actinopteri; Acipenseriformes; Acipenseridae.